UCCAAACGCCUCCAGAACCACACACCCACAAACCCAAUUUGAAUCUCACAAAACACGACACAACACCACAACACAACACAGCAACAACACAGCAACAUCACCACGCAAGCGCCGUAUGUCUCUCCAUCUACUCCUACAAGAGUGCGGAGGAGAUGACGAUGGCGCCGGUAGUGAUAUGGACGUGUGUAUAGAGAACGAUGGCCCUCCCGCUCCCCCUGCCAGCAGCAGCAGUCCUCCUCUCGCGGGCAGCACGUCCUCCUCCCUGGGCUCCUCAAUGCCCCAAGAGUACCAAGCACAAGGGGCCGGUGACGACCCCGAUCAGCCUGUAGAUGUUGCGUUCCAAGCACAAGGGGCCGGUGAAGACCCCGAUCAGCCUGUAGAUGUUGCGUUAGACUCUAGCCCUCACAGUCCGAGCGCGGACGUUGCUGAUGGCGAUGGCGCGAGACCACUUUGUGAAGCAGCGGAAGCACACCCAGCACUACAAGAACGAGAGACGCCGCAAACACCAACGAGCGCCGCGGGAGGCGCAGGUGGCGAAGGUCCUGAGGCCACACCAACGGCUGGCAGUCCUGAGUAUAGUGCCGAUGCAAUGGCAGCAAGGCUUGCCUCCAUUCCUCUCGAGGGGCAGAGCAUCGAGGGCGUGGAGGCCGCAGUGGUGGGAGCGUUCCUGGAGUUCGGGGUAGAGAUGAAACGGUGCGACUCAAAAAAAAGCAGCAAGGAGCCUGGAGCGCGUCUGAGGUUGAUUGGACUAGCGUGCAAGCACGCCAUGAAGAAUCGGCAGAAGGAGUACAGAGAGGGAGAUGGAGCUAACAGCGGCAAGCGGCGGAAGUCAAACAGCAGGAGGACAAACUGCGCCGUGAAGGGGUACAUCCGGUGGCCCGUUAACGUGGGGAACAAGCACCCUGACCCUAUCCUGAGCUUCAAGGAGUUGAACCACAACCACCCGGUGAACAAGGGCGUUGUUGACGAAGUUCGUCGGCAGACGAAGCCUUUGGACACCCCGACGAAGGACGCGUGUGUAAAGCUCACAGGCAAGUACGCGGGCUUCAAGCCGGCGGUUCAAGGCAAGAUGAUCCAAGCCCUUACUGGUGAACGCCCGAACGCCCGAGCCAUCCAGGACCGCCGGCUCCUUUAUGUGGACAUGGUGAAGAGGACCAAUGCGGCCGUGAGCGCUGGGGUGGAGCUGGUUCCUCCUGACACUCUGCGUGCCAUCGUAGAGACUUUCGAGAGUAGCCUGAACGCCGCGGCGAGGAUCUCUUCGGGUCAGGGGGUUGUGCUUGGCAACCCACAAGCUGUGCGCCAACCAGCCAAGAGAAGUCAAGGUGCUAGAGCAAAAUCUAGCCUUGAAUACGGCGGGGCAAGGGCUAGGAGACGCGCGCAAGCCCCCACUUGAGAAAUUUGUUGAGCUGGCCGAGUUCCUGUUCAGGCGUGGCCGAGUAGGGCCACGAGUUAAGUUGAACGGAGUUGGGUGACAGCGUGCUGUCCCUGUUUUGCGUUUGUGUUUGUCGACCCCGCGCUGUGCAUCCAAGGUCAUGGAUGGGCACAAUGCAUCAUUGGGUGGAUGAUGGGUGUUUCAACGUUCUCAAGCGGUGUCGGCGUGAAUUGAUGGUGUUUUUCUACCGAGUACGAGUUGAAAGUGAGCACUUCGAAAGUACGUAGUUUAGCAACGUCAUUUUGCAUUUCGACUGAUUGGUGUUGUGCUCGAGGGCACGUCCG
Molecule: messenger RNA, 1716 nt
Organism: Ectocarpus sp. CCAP 1310/34
Lineage: Eukaryota; Phaeophyceae; Ectocarpales; Ectocarpaceae
Source: the annotation of a GenBank genome assembly